CUUUCUCUGAAAGGUAGGCGUUCAAGGUGAUAGUUGCAGUGUCUGAGCUUUGCGAUGCAAAUUUUUGUCAUGACCACCAUGUGUUGCUGUGCCAGUAGUUCUUACGGAUGUUCAUCUUUUAAUAACAAUGUACAAGAGUCGCAGUGAAAGUUCGAGAUAACCAUUUCUAUACCAUGUCGGGAAAGGAAAAGCAAACACCAGCAAUAACCCCGACCCCACUCGGGAAGGCUGGAGCCAAACAACACUAUUUGAAACGCCACGGAAAGUUCCUUCGCGACAACAUCAAAGGCAUCACCAAGCCCGCUAUUCGCCGCCUAGCACGCCGCGCUGGUGUCAAGCGCAUGAGUGGGCUGAUUUAUGAGGAGACCCGCAAAGUUCUAAAGAUAUUUCUCCACAACCUUAUCCGCGAUGCGGUCAUCUAUACCGAGCACGCCCGCCGCAAGACACUGACCGCCAAGGACGUGGUGUAUGCCCUCAAGCGCCAGGGACGCACUCUUUAUGGAUUCGAUGUUUAGAAAGAGACGAAACAAGCGUGAAUGUCAGUCAAUGGAUUUGAUUGCAGACGCCAAACCAGCACCGACAUAAUGAAAUUGCUUCCCCUAAAGUGAACAACCCAUCAUCGGCAAACCAACUGCUGUUGUUUCUCGUCCUUGAACAACGUUUAUUUUCAUAGGAUGCCACCACAAUAUUAUGGGAUGGUACUCUACCAGGACUAUGAUCAGAACGCCUGUUUUCAUAUCUUUGCUUCUGCUUUCGUAUUGAAAAGAAAACUUUUAUUUUCAC
Molecule: messenger RNA, 783 nt
Organism: Pseudo-nitzschia multistriata
Lineage: Eukaryota; Bacillariophyta; Bacillariophyceae; Bacillariales; Bacillariaceae
Source: the annotation of a GenBank genome assembly